This is a messenger RNA of Penicillium macrosclerotiorum, 2742 nucleotides long. RefSeq lists its product as uncharacterized. The record is from RefSeq and is a predicted model, not a curated record. The transcript has a single exon. Bases 1 to 2742 code for a protein of 913 amino acids. NCBI's taxonomy places the organism in Eukaryota, Fungi, Ascomycota, Eurotiomycetes, Eurotiales, Aspergillaceae.
AUGGAUCGGUCCGCAUCAAACCUCACCGGAACCGGGGUCGACUUCGUUGUCGCCACCACCCAGGCGAGCAUCAACUCCAGUAUGCUGGAAUAUUUGGCGGAGGGCAGUCAGCCGGUGAUGUAUCUGUGUUUUCUCGCGGGCCAACAAGGAAACCCCACGGUGCAGGUCACCUUGGAGGAAUUGAUGGCCAAGACCGAGGGCAUUAAUCCAUUUGACAUCCCACAGGAUCUCGAUUAUAUGGACGCUCGCAUCAGACCUGUAACCAAAGCCCGUUUUGUCGCGGGCAUCAAGUUGCAAAUGGGCCUUCCUCCGGGGGCCAACCCGAAGGAUCUAUCUGUGGUCAACUUUGAGGGCACCACCCCCAAUAAAGUCACAUUCACCAUGUAUUGUGCCCAAGCCACUGUCAUUCACAAUAACCGGGGUGGAUUUGAUGACCCGACAUGGAACGUUUGGAGCCAGACGGCGGAAGAGCCGUGGAUUGCCCGCGCAGAGGUUGAUCUCGUGGUAGCAGAUCUCGACAGCAAUCUGGAGAACUCGCCCUAUCUGCGAGGCCGGCCUGAAGUCAAGGAACAAUUACAAAAGGCGUUUGUCAACCUCUCUGGCUCUGCCUUCAGCCUGCAACAGUUGCUCUUCGACUUGGACAAUGCAACGAUGCAGGAAAACUUCAAGUUCACAGGAAUCGAUCCGACCUCGGAUGCUGGGUUUUUGGUGGAUCGGUAUUUUGUUGGCAUGUACCAGCAGUCUGCGCGAGAGCAUGGCCUGCCCCUUCUGGCCAUCACAGCUGUCUCCCAAGAUCCGGAUCCCUCGUCACUGCAGAUGACCUCCUUUGAGCGGACACUGACACACCCCAUUGGUGGCAGUGGCCCAGCCACUACAUUAAAUUAUCUAUGUGCCAUCAAUGAUCAUCCUCGUCCCUCCCCCUCGACCACCUUUGGCUGGAACUGGGUAGACCCUGCGGGAAUCGAUGAGAGCAGCGGCGUAAUCGCGAUCCAACGCAAUGCGUUUAUCAGAUUCCUGGAGGACAGCGUACAGAAACAAGCAGAUAGUCUAUGCUAUAGACCGUGGGUAGACACUUCUUUAAUUGAUUUGCUCAGUCCCACAGAGAGCAUGCAGCAGUCGAAAUCUACCACGGUGGAUGCACUGUUCGAUCUGGGAUAUAAGGCCGAAGACAAUGGGAAAUUUGAGCCGUAUCGCAAUGGAUUCAAAAGCCAGGUCUCGCUGGAAGUGUCCGCAGCUGUGAAAAUCACCUUUGAAGGUCGACAAAUCAAGGUGGUGCAGUGGCUUAGGGUUUACAUGGAUUGCGCUCAUACGAUUGGACACGAACAACCCGAUGGAAGUUGGGUCGACGUCCCGGACCCAGCUUCGAGUACAUGCUUCAAUGCGGUCUUUAAGACGGUGACCAGCCUCUACAGCUUGGCAGUCGACGAGCGGGGAUCGCUGCAGCUGGUCCGGGAAGGGGAUAACCAGGUGGAGGACCAGUCUGACGAGGUUCCGUCCUGGACCAGCGACCCCAAUUGGCAGGUCAACUACGAUACAAUGCGGAAGCUUCAAGAACAGACCGUCUUUAGGGGCGUCGAUCUCCACGAGUUUAAAUUCGGGAACAUGCACAACUUUAUCUUUCCAGGUGCCCGGGUCUUCACCUAUAAGAACCCUUGUUUUUCAAAAACUGGGGACUUGCUCUGUGAAAUCAUUUAUCUCGACCCUACUGAGGUUAGCCCAGACCCGCAAGCCCAACCUGAGCCCCAGUCUCAGCUUCAAGCAUCCUCUCCUUCGUUACCCCCAACUCCCUCCUCCGGGAAGCUGACAGUCUCGACAGAACUGAUGCAGAAUUAUGUACAUGGAGAGAUUGUCUCUCCGAGGGGCAAGUUUGAAGCCCUGCAGACGGGCAACGGUCACACUUUGCUGUUUGCGAUUGACUCAUCCGGGGUGUUCCACGUCAUCGAAGAGCAAAGUGGGACUUCCCACACGGGAUGGCACGUUCACGACCUGUCGACAGAGGCCAUCCAAGUUCAGUUUCCCGGAGACGCAUCACGGGCGGUGGUCCGGACAUUUGACGUUGGCCAGAACGUGGAGGAUGGAACUAUCGGGAUGAUGAUGGCGGUUCACCUGGACGGUAACGACCAUCUCUUCCUUUCACUGGGCAACUCGAACCAGGAUCUGUCGUGGACCACUCGCCCAUUAUGGACUAUGGCCCCGUUUGAUCCUGUCAAUGAGACACCACAAAAAAUCACAAUUGCGGGCGCCAUGUUCGCCGAAACCCAGGAAAAUCAAACCCAGGGGAAGAAGAUAAAGAAGCAAUACUUGAUUGUGGACAUCAACCGCCUCUCGGAGUCCAGAAUUGUGUCGGAGCCCCAUAUCGCUCGCUACCAAAUCGAUCCCGAGCGCACUACGACCCAUUACUGGGUCAAGCAUGAUGUGACCAUCGAUCUUGCUGCCGGAAGCUAUCAGAGUGUGGUAGGCCGGAUACACAACAAAACCGUGGAUGGGAUCUAUACGGCCGGAACCGCUGGUGGCCAGCCGCAAUUGAUCUACGAACCCAUUAUCAAUGAGUUUGGGUCAGGCCCGGUCAAUCCGCGGCGGUUGAAACUGCCCAAGGGAGCGAUUCCGUCGGCCAUUACCACUGCUCGCCACCCGGAGGAUGGGAGUACAGAUCUCUACAGUAUCGGGGGCUCCACCCUCUAUUACUUCGCCUCGGACCAGCAGUCCGAGGCAAUUGAGCCCCCUAGUACUAUGUACCAGUGA